UACAAACUCCCCCUUAUCCCCUCAAAAAUAGCAAUUUAUCACUUCAGCAGAUUUUGGUAUCUGGGGUGAGUCAAGAACCAAAAAUGGCUCUUGUGACACAUCAGGCUCUUGAGUUUUGAUUUUUAAACACUGGUCACUUCCUAGCUUGGUGACGUCUUCAUCUCGUGAAGCCCGGGGUUUCUUAUUUGCAAAGUCUUCUUAUUUAGAACCUAACUCCUAAGGUUGUGCGAUCAUACAAGUUAGUUCUGGUGCAGUGCUUGGCAUGCAACGGUCCCAACUCCACUAGCGAUAAUUCCAUCUCGUCCCCCAAAUCCAUAGAGACUGUAAAAGUGUGGCCCGAGAGCAUGCUCACGUCCGCGUUUUCCGACGUGAGCACCCUCUGCCCCAGGGCCAGGCUCUCGGGACCAACUCGUCCUUAAACUCAGCGUUCAUCAAAUGCCACAGGUCAGGCUCUGUGACGAGACACUUGGCGUAAAAUUGCACAUUAAACUUCCUAACGCCUCCACCGCUGCUGACUUAGCGUGCGAGGAAACAGGCCCGGAGCGUUUCAGCAACUUCCCGGGGGCUCCGAGCCCGGGUUCCAGGCCCCCACAUAGGAGUCCACCAGCGUCCGAGCAGCACCGCGUCCGUUCAAACGCCGCCCGGUCCCGCGAUUCCGCCCGUCCAACAUCCUCCGCACCUCAGGGUCGGCCUCAGGGCAGCUUUUCUCUUUUCUCCUGCAGAGCCUGAGGGGUGAGGCCCGCGAUGGCGUCCCGGGCACGCGCGAAAUGCAGCAACCCUUCCGACCUCUAAAAGAGCGCUCAGAUACUAGAUUUGCACUGCAUUUUGGGAUUCAUCUUCACUUAAAAUGCCACCUGCAAUUGGAGGACCAGUUGGAUAUACCCCCCCAGAUGGAGGCUGGGGGUGGGCAGUGGUAGUUGGAGCUUUCAUCUCUAUAGGCUUCUCUUAUGCGUUUCCCAAAUCCAUCACUGUCUUCUUUAAAGAAAUUGAAGGUAUAUUCAACGCUACUACCAGUGAAGUGUCAUGGAUAUCAUCCAUCAUGCUGGCUGUCAUGUAUGCUGGAGGUCCUAUCAGCAGUAUCCUGGUGAAUAAAUAUGGCAGCCGUCCAGUAAUGAUCGCUGGUGGCUGCUUGUCUGGUUGUGGCUUGAUUGCAGCUUCUUUCUGUAACACAGUGCAGGAACUUUACCUGUGUAUUGGUGUCAUUGGAGGUCUUGGGCUUGCUUUCAACUUGAACCCAGCUCUGACCAUGAUUGGCAAGUAUUUCUACAAGAAGCGACCACUGGCCAAUGGGCUGGCCAUGGCAGGCAGUCCUGUGUUCCUCUCUACCCUGGCUCCACUUAAUCAGGCUUUCUUUGGUAUUUUUGGCUGGAGAGGAAGCUUCCUAAUCCUUGGGGGCCUCCUGCUAAACUGUUGUGUAGCUGGUUCCCUGAUGAGACCAAUAGGGCCUAAGCCAGGCAAGGUAGAAAAACUAAAGUCCAAAGAAUCUCUUCAGGAAGCUGGAAAAUCCGAUGCAAAUACAGAUCUCAUUGGAGGAAGCCCCAAAGGGGAAAAGCCAUCAUUCUUGCAAACAGUUAAUAAGUUCCUGGAUCUCUCCCUGUUUGCCCACAGAGGCUUUUUGCUGUACCUGUCUGGAAAUGUGGUCAUGUUUUUUGGACUCUUUACUCCGUUGGUCUUUCUUAGUAAUUACGGUAAGAGUAAGCAUUUCUCCAGUGAGAAGUCAGCCUUCCUCCUUUCCAUUCUGGCUUUUGUUGAUAUGGUAGCCAGACCUUCCAUGGGACUUGCCGCCAACACCAAGUGGAUCAGACCUCGGAUCCAGUACUUCUUUGCUGCUUCUGUUGUUGCAAAUGGAAUCUGCCAUUUGCUAGCCCCCUUGUCUACAAGCUACGUCGGCUUCUGUAUCUACGCGGGAGUCUUUGGAUUUGCCUUUGGUUGGCUCAGCUCUGUAUUAUUUGAAACAUUGAUGGACCUCGUUGGACCCCAGAGGUUCUCCAGUGCUGUGGGCUUGGUGACCAUUGUGGAGUGCUGUCCUGUCCUCCUAGGGCCACCACUUUUAGGCCGCCUCAAUGACAUGUAUGGAGACUACAAAUACACGUACUGGGCUUGUGGUGUGAUCCUCAUCAUCGCAGGUAUCUAUCUCUUCAUUGGCAUGGGCAUCAAUUAUCGACUUGUGGCCAAAGAACAGAAAGCAGAGGAGAAGCAGAAAAAGGAAGGUAAAGAGGAUGAGACCAGCACAGAUGUUGAUGAGAAGCCAAAGGAAGUAACAAAAGAAGCACCGUCCCCACAGCAGAACAGCUCCGGCGACCCCGCAGAGGAAGAGAGUCCUGUCUGAACUGAAGCAUGAAUUGAGCAGUGUGCGACAUCUGAAACCGUUCUGCUGGCCUCUAGUCUACCAGUGGUGCUCAAUGCAGACAGUGGACAUGUGUGCGGAAAACCUACCAGGUGUUCAUUGGUGGAAAUUGUUUUGUUUUGUUUUGUUUUGUUUUUGUUCACUCCUUACCAAUGCCGGAAUUUAAAAUUUACUAUGCUUCAGGCAGGGAGUGGUUGGCAAAGGGUAUGGGAAAGAAGUAGGGAUUUUUCUUGUUUUGUUUUAAUCUUAGCUUUUAACAGUGUCAUGGAGAUUAUAAUGUGCCUUAAGUUUUAGUUUUAGAACUCUUUAGAGAGCCUUAACUUUUAAAACCAUUCUGCUGAAUUCAUCUAUUUUAAAAGUCGUUUUAAAAGGAAAAAUAACAACUAACUUGCUUGAGGUAACUUUAACCUUAAUCUUGUUUUGUUGUUGUUUGUAAUGCUUUGUCAGAAUUGUUACUGGAACAUUUAUGGACAGAAAUAAUAGUUAAAAUUGGAGGUUUAUUAAAAAAAAUUGACUAAAGUAUUUUUCUAGCAUCAUAGCUGCCUGGCGUAGGUACCUGCUAGGUAUAUAUUUAAGAAAUUUAAAGCAUGACAUUCUGGAAACAUCUUGGCUGUCGUAGCCACAGUCUGUCUGUCACCUGCUGGGUGAUUCCUCUCAGAUGCUUGCUACAGCCUAGCACUAGAACGUUGUCACUAAAUUGCUACCUUUGCUCCUGUUCAGAGACAUUGAGUGGUUAGAAGUCAUUGCCAUUUUUGAAUUCUACUGCAAAAAGGUUAGUAUUAAAAUCUACAAAACAUUAUUCAACACAGUCUGAUUAUUAAUAUAGACAGGCCUCAGCUGACUACAACUUGGGUUUUCAAAGACCCUAGUUAUAGUAUGGAACUUUUGUUAUCUUCAAGUAUGUCUGGGUUUGGGGCGGGGCUUGGUGGUUCUGAGGAUUGAACCCAGGGACACAGGCAUGCUAAGAACAUGCUGUACCACUGAGCCACAUCCCACCAGCACCCUGGAAUCCUCCUUAGACCUUUUUUCUUUGAUUUUUGAUAGUUCCAUUUAUAUUCUAGCUUAGAACUGUGUGUGAGAUAUUCAGUAUGAACUGAAUGUGUGUGCUAUUUGUUUUUUUACAUUGUUUUUCAGUAUUUGCAAAACCAAGAGGGCCAGAGUUUGGCUCCAGGGAAGCCUAUAAAGAUAAAAUAGGGAGAGAGGGAGUUUGCUGAAUUCACUUGGUUCAGUAAGUACCCACCUCCCUGCCACACACACCAAGGCUUAAGGAGAAACUUCUAUCAUGCUUAGAAUGAUUGGACAUAGUCUUACCUCCACAAACCUUAGCUUUCGUGACUGUUUUCAGUUUCCAGAAAUGGAGGAAAUGGGUUCGGUGUAAGGAUGGGAGGAAGAACGGACCUGAUUGGAAUUGUAUUUUUUUUUAACCUGAUAUCUUCUAAAUAGAGGCAGAGAAGAUAAGACACUGAAUUGUUCUCAAUGCAUUUAAAAUACCAUUGUAAUUGACAGGGUGAAAAUAGAGAUUUAAAACCUGUGUAAGAAGCCAACUUUUUCCAAAUAAAACAUUUAUUUUAUUUUUAGAAAACA
Microtus ochrogaster (prairie vole) is the source of this 3931-nucleotide messenger RNA. It is a transcript of the gene Slc16a1, whose product is annotated as solute carrier family 16 member 1. The coding region runs from base 848 to 2329 and encodes 493 amino acids. Lineage: Eukaryota; Metazoa; Chordata; Mammalia; Rodentia; Cricetidae. Gene Ontology annotation, cellular component: basolateral plasma membrane. Gene Ontology annotation, biological process: plasma membrane lactate transport. Gene Ontology annotation, molecular function: lactate:proton symporter activity. The transcript is spliced from 5 exons. The record is from RefSeq and is a predicted model, not a curated record.